AUGGCGCUCUCUUAUCGUGGGGUUGGUGCUGCUACAAACUUGGAUGCUUUGAAAACCUAUGUUAGCUUCUCACCCAAGAAAACUUUUACUUGUAAAAGAAGCAAGAUAGUCGCAGGCAGUCAAGGGAUUAACGCAAUCGCAAGCGCCUCUGCUGUAGUCGCGACGGAGCCACUGACUAAAGAAGAUCUCAUUGCCUAUUUUGCUUCUGGAUGCAAACCAAAGGAAAUGUGGAGAAUAGGCACAGAACACGAGAAGUUUGGUUUCGAGGUCAAGACUCUGCGCCCUAUGAAAUAUGAACAAAUAACUUCACUGCUCAAUGGUAUCGCCGAGAGAUUUGGCUGGGAUAAGGUGAUGGAGAAUGGAAGAACCAUUGGUCUAAAACAGGGAAUGCAAAACAUAUCAUUAGAACCAGGAGGCCAACUAGAGCUAAGUGGAGCACCACUAGAGACUUUGCACCAAACUUGUGAUGAGCUCAAUUCACAUCUUUACCAAGUGAAAACUGUUGCUGACGAACUGGGAGUUGGUUUCUUAGGUAUCGGCGGUGAACCUAAAUCUAGUCUCGAGGAUAUGGCCACUGUGCCCAAGAGAAGGUAUGACUUUAUAAAAAAUCACCUAGAGAGAUUUGGCUCAUCAGGACUCGACGUGAUGCUCAAAACAUGUACUGUUCAGGUCAAUCUAGACUAUGGCUCAGAAACCGAUAUGAUCAGGAAGUUUAGAGCUAGUCUAGCUUUGCAACCUAUUGCGACUGCCCUAUUCGCAAAUUCCCCUUUUAGUAAUGGAAAACCAAAUGGGUUUCUAAGCAUGAGGAGUCAUUUAUGGAUAAACUCCGAUAAGAACCGGACAGGAAUGAUACCUUUUGUGUUUGAUGACUCAUUCGGGUUUGAGAGGUAUGUCGACUACGCACUUGAUCUUCCCAUGUGCUUCUUACAUCGAAACAAAAGCUAUCUUGACUGUAAAGGAAUGACAUUUAGGGAUUUCUUGUCAGGAUUAUAUUAUGAAAAACCAACCAUUAACGACUGGGAAAACCAUAUAGGAACAAUUUGGCCAGAGGUCCGGUUAAAGAGAUACUUGGAGAUGAGAGGUGCCGAUGGAGGUCCUUUAAGGAUGUUGUGUGCCCUACCAGCUUUUUGGGUGGGUUUGCUAUACGAUGAGGAUUCUCUCCAAGCGGUUCUUGAUAUGAUAGCUGAUUGGACUCCUCAAGAAAGAGAGAUGCUUAGGACACAAGUCCCAGUCACUGGCCUAAAGACAAUGUUUAGAGGUGGUCCUUUGAAACAUGUCGCUGAAGAUGUCAUAAAGCUAGCAACGGAUGGUUUGGAGCGUAGAGGCUACAAGGAAACCGGUUUCUUGAAUGCCAUCGAUGAGGUGGUUAGAACAGGUGUUACGCCUGCAGAGAAGCUCUUGGAGUUGUACAAUGGAGACUGGGGACAAAGCGUGGAUCCUCUGUUUCAGACACUGAAGUACUAA
Molecule: messenger RNA, 1464 nt
Organism: Microthlaspi erraticum
Lineage: Eukaryota; Viridiplantae; Streptophyta; Magnoliopsida; Brassicales; Brassicaceae
Source: the annotation of a GenBank genome assembly